Molecule: messenger RNA, 680 nt
Organism: Dacryopinax primogenitus
Lineage: Eukaryota; Fungi; Basidiomycota; Dacrymycetes; Dacrymycetales; Dacrymycetaceae
Product: histone-fold-containing protein
Exons: 3
Coding region: 33-455 (140 amino acids)
Cellular component (GO): nucleosome
Molecular function (GO): protein heterodimerization activity; DNA binding; structural constituent of chromatin
Source: RefSeq, a predicted model, not a curated record
CCACCACCACCUUCUCUCUCACAACUCACAGCAUGGCUCGUACAAAGCAAACCGCCCGCAAGUCCACCGGUGGAAAAGCGCCCCGCAAGCAACUCGCUACCAAAGCCGCCCGCAAGACAGCGACCAAAGGCGGCCCCGCCACCGGCGGUGUCAAGAAACCCCAUCGGUUCCGCCCAGGAACGGUCGCGCUGCGUGAGAUUCGCAGGUACCAGAAGAGCACCGAGCUCUUGAUUCGUAAGCUGCCUUUCCAGAGGCUGGUGCGUGAGAUCGCCCAGGAUUUCAAGACCGACCUCCGCUUCCAGUCCUCGGCAGUCCUCGCUCUCCAGGAAGCGUCAGAAGCGUACCUCGUCUCCCUGUUCGAGGAUACCAACCUUGCCGCCAUCCACGCCAAGCGCGUCACGAUCCAGCCCAAGGACCUCCAGCUCGCCCGUCGUCUCCGUGGCGAGAGGUCUUAAGCCCCUCUCCCUAUUGUCUGUUGCUUGAUUCGCAGGCGCUCCAGUGUACUCGUUGUAUAGUAGACGGGGCUGUUUAUCACUUGAUUUGACUACACGUACUCCUUUUUCCCACUUUUUUACUUCUUGUGUCGCGCCUUGCGCCUUGCGUAAACUGGAUACAAUAUGUCAUACACGUAUGUACUGUUACAGUUUGUAGACAUGGCAAUGUCAUCAUCUUGAUGCCAU